Molecule: messenger RNA, 891 nt
Organism: Ricinus communis (castor bean)
Lineage: Eukaryota; Viridiplantae; Streptophyta; Magnoliopsida; Malpighiales; Euphorbiaceae
Product: UPF0587 protein F46B6.12
Exons: 4
Coding region: 155-655 (166 amino acids)
Molecular function (GO): zinc ion binding
Source: RefSeq, a predicted model, not a curated record
AAAUAUCAGUUAACUGCACAGCUGAAAAAUAAAAAUAAAAUAGUCACAGUAAAAAACAGUCGAGCACAGCAUUUUCCAUUCUCAAUUCUCAUAGCACAAAGACCAAAAACGAAAAGGAGGACAGAAUAGAAGCUUGAUAUCGACGCCAGUAAAAAUGGUGAACUACGUACUGAUGAUAACCGCCGAUCUCGAGAACAUCAACAACCUCCAGCCUCAAGGCGGCUGCGACGAUCCUUCUUUCACUUACCUUUUCAAGGUGAAAUGUGGAAGGUGUGGAGAGAUGAGCCAGAAGGAAACAUGUGUGAGCUUGAAUGAGAUUGUUCCUGUUCCAGCUAGCAGGGGAACUGCUAAUCUUGUUCAGAAGUGCAAGUUUUGUGGCAGGGACGGAACUGUGGUUAUGGUGCCAGGCAAAGGUAAACCGCUGACUGUUGAAAUGAGUGAGAAAGGAGAAUAUGCACCAGUGAUGAUGUUUGACUGCAGGGGGUAUGAGCUUGAGGGUUUUGUAUUUGAUGGUGAAUGGAAAGCUGAAUCUAUUGCAGGAACGAAAUAUGAAGGCAUCGAUUUGUCUGCUGGUGACUUUUCUGAAUAUGAUGAGAAGGGGGAGUGCCCCGUCAUGAUAUCCAAUCUUUAUUCUAAAUUUGAAGUUGUGAAGUAGAUCAGGGGUCUUCUGCAUGCUUCUGUGUUCAUAUAUAAAAAAAUAGCUGAUAUUUUCGGAAUGAGGUAGAAACUAUUUGGCUGGAAGUAUACAUAGUUGUCAUGGAACUAAAUAUCUGGCUGUUUGAUUCGCAUAUUUCAGGUUUGGAGUAUACUCAUUGAUAACUGUUAAUGCUUUGACCGAUUAACAAUUCAAUGCUAUUUGUGGGGAUGCAAACAUUCGAAAGUUUGAAGUCA